GUUCCUUAUCCAGAUCUCCGCUGCAUGGAAAUCCCACAUAUAUACGCCUUUCAUUUCAGUAUACAGCAAACCGAUAUUGUAAUAAUUCAAUCCGGGAAGGUGAAUCGGGUUCCUUUGUGAGUAAUGAAUGGAGUCAUGCUUUGAAGGAUGAAAGAUCUGUCCUUUUUGUUUUUAACCCUCUGCUUCCCGUGAUCCACAAACAAUCGAGACGAUGAUGCGGCAGGUGACCACCAGUGACUUCUGCAUGAGCGGCCGGCCGUCCUGCCUGGCGGAGGACUCCCACCACCCCGCCUCCCACUUUGAGCUCUGCGCCUCCCAGUCCAACAAGUUCUACCCCUCCCCGCACCCGCCCUCGCUGCAGAUGGGCCUGGGGCCCAUGCCGCCGCUGGCCCCCCAGAGCUCACACAAACCCCUCGCCUGCCACAGGCAGGACGCCCUGGGAGACCCCCGCUCGCCGGGACCCCCGCAGGGCUCGGGCAUGGGCAUGGGCAAGGCCGGCGCCGAGCCGCAGCCGCAGGACCUGAAGAAGAAGAAGCCCCCCGGGGGGAAGUCGGGCCGGCGCGGGCGGCCCGCCGGGACCACCAAGCUGGCGGGGUACCGGACCAGCACGGGGCGGCCCCUGGGGACCACGCGGGCGGCGGGCUUCAAGACCAGCCCGGGCCGGCCGCUGGGCACCACCAAGGCGGCGGGGUACAAGGUGAGCCCCGGGCGGCCCCCCGGCAGCAUCAAGAGCCUGUCGCGCCUCAACAAACUAGCCUACGGCACGUGCAGCGGCGCCGCCUUCCCCUACCCGCUGCCCCAUAAGGACAGCCUGUGUGAACCCUCCUGCAAGGACAAGGUAGCUAAUGAUUAACCCCCCGGCCCCUCACCCCACCUGGGCUUUGUCCCGUCAGAGAGCCCUUCUCCCCCGGCCCCUCACCUCCUCGGGGGGCAGUCCCGUCAGUGAGCCCUUCUCCCCCGGCCCCUCACCUCCUCGGGGGGGCAGUCCAGUCAGUGAGCCCUUCUCAUCGGCUCUAUUUUGAGAGAUGCAUGCUAUAGUUCUGCUGUCAGAAACGGGCCAUGAUUGUACAUUUGUUCCAGUCUGAGAAAAGGAAGUGUGCCGUUGCUGUUGUGUUUUUUUAUAACUGUAUUUGUGUCGUCAUAUGUGUGUGUGCUCUGGUCAUGUGACCAUCAGGAUCUCAUUUCACCGUUGAAUCUAUCAGCGUCAAAAGACGAUUGGUUUUAAAUUCACCUGGGAAAUAUUUUAAUAUCUGAUCGUGCAGCCAUUAAAACUUAAUUUGGUCGGUUGAUAUGACAUCCACUGCUGUGUGACACCAUCUGUCAGUGGCUGGCUCUGCUGAGCAUGCUGCUACUCAGCAACCAGUCCAGUUUAAGCAAGUAUUUUCCAUGUUGUCGUUGUUAAUGUUGUUUCCAAACGGCCUUCUGAUUCUAGGUGUUGUUUCUGUAGGUCUGAAUACAGCAACAUGCAUUCAUUACCUGAACCUGAAUAUAAAUAGACUUCCACAUUCUAUAGGGGUUCUAUUUUCAAUUACCUAACUUUUCAACAAUGGUCCCACUAUAUUUAUUGUUCCGUAUGCAGUUUUGCAUCACAUUAAUUUAUACAAAAAUCAAAAAAAGUGUGAAAAUAACAAGCAUGACUUCAUCAUGAAAUGCAGUUUGGCUAGGGGUAUACUUAACCAGGUAUUUAACCCCUUCUUCCCAACCCUUUUGUUGGAGAAAAGGACUAUGCCAAACAUUUUCAUGAAUCAUUGAGGAGACAAAUGGCAGCAUUCUGCUUUAAGAGAAGCCCUAAACACGAAACCCCAUCCCCAUCAUUUGUAAAUAUUUAAUUGUUUCUUUUUACUUUUGUUUCUAGACAAUUGCAAUAUUAUAAUUCUGAUGUUUUUUGUUUUAAAUUUUUGUAUAAUAUUUCAUAGAGUAUUAUGAAGGCAUGUCUCACAUUCUGCCACCCUAUCUAUUCUAAGGUUGGAAAUUGCUGUAUAUUAAUUAUCUACCCUGAAGCAUUUUCUGGCAAACGUCAUUGUCAGGUUUGAAACAUGUUUUCACUAAGUUAUGGCUCAACCCUUCUUCAAACGCUCAUUUAAGGAGAACAGAUAAGAGAUUUAAAGUUGGUAAAGUGGAAGCAAAUAUGUGUAUGGUUGGCUCUAUGGCUCUAGUUUGUGUGUGUGUGUGUGUGUGUGUAUACAAAGCUGUCAACUGCUUAGGUUGAAAUCUGUAGACAUGCUUUUAACCGAUUACGACCCAAAACACCAUUGUCAUCCACCUCUACCAAAGAUUUGUAUCUUUUCUACAAGCUUCUAUAAAUUCUCUGCUAGAGUGUUUUGAUAACUACUACUCAUCUACUGUAUUAUAAUCGUGUGAUUCGGGGGAUACCCAUGUGGCGAAUACAAACGCAGGUCAUUAAGGAGCAUGUGUGGGAGGUUUCAUCUUUUCCAAGGAUGUUUGCAAAAGUAGUCUGGGAACAGCUGGCUAUCAAACCCAGGAGCUAUCAGCCAGGAUCUGAUCUCCUCCCAACCUCCUUCGCACUCCCUUCCCCACACGAUGAAAAGGGUUUUCCGGCCUCUGUUGAACGAAACUGAAUCUGACCAAGGAACUUGUGUAUGCCAUACUGCGAAUGAAGACGCUUCGUUGUACCAUGAAUAAAUAGCUUGUUUAAAUAGUGUUGUUAAUGCAUUAUAAAUCCAUACCUAGGAGCAAUGUAUGCUUCCACAAUCAAAUCACAAUUUUAUAUUCAAACGUUUUUACUUACGGACACAAUAACAUCCCUUUUUUUUAUGUAACCAAUAUGUAGCUUUAUGUUAUUUACACUGAUGGAAGUUGCUCCUGUUCACAUUACAUGUCACUGACCUUGGCGGGACACUGGUUUGGUUUUAUAUGGUGUCUGUGCUGUACAGCAUAUAUACAUAUAUAUCCUUUUUUCCCUUUUACUUUUUUCAAGGAUAAAGUAGGCCUAUAACUCAAACGAUAGUGGAUUAUAAGACUUAAAUCCGUUCCAAAACUUCCAAUUCCCAGUAUCUUCCUUGUUCAUGACAUUGUGAAUUAUGGGAUUCCAUCUCCCCAUCAUACUUCUGGAGAACCCUGACACGUCUAGUGUUAUUCCUCAGUGGGUUGACUUGUUUCAAAGGAUCUCCAAAUUUGGUUACAAGACAUAAGUGCUUUUGUGAAUAUAUUUUGUUGCGUCCAACUUUUGUUGAUCUCUUAUGUUGAAUGACCAUACACCUCACACAUAUUCUGUGAGUAACUAAGUUUAAUAGAAAGCCCAUAUAUUUGGUAGUUUUUCAAGGUGCGAUAUCAAAGAGGGACUGCAGUUAAUGGCAACGUUUUUUGAUAUGCCUUUACAAUUUUAAUCCAACACAAUCAAGGGUAAUUAUUGUUUAAAUUAUGAAAUGUUUCAUUGAUUCACUCACCCUUCAGCAAUUUCUACACUUUAAAACAGCAGGUUUUAAAGUGAUUUUGAUUAAGAUGUUACCUCACACUAUUGAGUAUUAUCCGGAGAAGCAAAGCCCUGUGAUUAAUAUAUUGUGUAACACGCUCACAUUUAAUUAUUUGUAUAUUCCCACGUUUUUUUGCAUUUCUUCAUUUCUUGCAUGGUUGUUGUGAAAUGUCUAAAGGUUGUGUAAUAAAUUCUGA
Messenger RNA from Gadus chalcogrammus (walleye pollock), 3630 nucleotides. It is a transcript of the gene c7h5orf24, whose product is annotated as chromosome 7 C5orf24 homolog. The coding region runs from base 212 to 853 and encodes 213 amino acids. The record is from RefSeq and is a predicted model, not a curated record. NCBI's taxonomy places the organism in Eukaryota, Metazoa, Chordata, Actinopteri, Gadiformes, Gadidae. The transcript is spliced from 2 exons.